UACAGGUAGAGGCAAGGGAACAACUACUGUAGUUGGCAGAGGUAGAUCCAGGGGUAGGGGCAAGAGCACUUGAAUGGGAAGAGGAAGGGGAACAACCAGUGAACUUGAAAGGGGAACAACCAGUGUACAAGGAAGGGGAUCCACCAAUGGACUGAGAAGGGGCAGGGGCACAACCAUUGGACUGAGAAGGGGUAAGGGCACAACAAAUGGACUUGGUAGCCAAAUCACUGAAGAUACAGGGGUGGAAUGUCAAUUUCAAGCCACAAUGGUUCGCACAAGGGGAGGAGGCACUGCAUUCCUAGGUAGGGGUGGCAGAAUUCAAUGGAUAAGCCAUGAGGCUAAUGUACCUUCCAACUAUGCACAAGCUACACAAUCGUCACAAACUGCAGUUGGAUCAAAUAAGUCCACAACAAAAUGCAUCUUCAAAGGCCAGAAAUUUGGAAAUCUUGCUACUAUUUAGUUUGAUUUGGGUUAUGUAAUGAACUUAGUUAUUACUUGCACCUCUUAUGUUUUGGAAACUGUAAUGUGUAGGCCAUUAUUUUUGGGUUUGUCUUGGCCAUUAUGCUGAUGAAAACUGUAAUGUGUAGGCCAUUAUUUUGGGUUUGUCUUGGCCAUUAUGCUCAAAUCUGUAAUGAUUUGAAUUUGUUUUGCACAUUAUGUUGGAAACUGUGGUGGCCAUUUGUUUGGUCUUAGGUAAACUUUAAUGAUUAUGCUAAGUAUUUGAGACU
Messenger RNA from Rhododendron vialii, 728 nucleotides. RefSeq lists its product as uncharacterized. Bases 74 to 460 code for a protein of 128 amino acids. NCBI's taxonomy places the organism in Eukaryota, Viridiplantae, Streptophyta, Magnoliopsida, Ericales, Ericaceae. The record is from RefSeq and is a predicted model, not a curated record. The transcript is spliced from 2 exons.